AUGGAGGACGCGCCUCGUACAAAGCUAUCCUCGUAUGUUACGCCAUAUGACGCUGUUCAGGCGCAGCCGGCCCAGCACGGCGCCACCGUCGUUCGCUCAGGCAGCUCCGCCACGGAGGGCGGAAGCAUUCUCUUCUUCAGCAGCGUCCAGAAAAAGGGCGGCGCCUUCACCGCCUCGGAGCGAGAGACGUACGCGCAGCUGCACCGUAGCCGCGCUAUCCCCAACGCCAACCGAGGCCGCAAUGCAGGGAACGUGAUGGGCAGCGGCGUGUCGGCCAAGUCCGUGGCGCGGCAAUACGCCGACUUGGAGAAGGGCCGCGAGGUGCUCGCAAUAUCGCAGGCAAAGAUCGCUGUGGCCGGCUCGAAGCGGUCGCGUUUUGCGCUGGACGACUCACCAAGCGAGGACGAUGAGGACGAUGAUGAUGUCGCUGACGCGGAGACCAAGGCAAAGUAA
Molecule: messenger RNA, 453 nt
Organism: Leishmania mexicana MHOM/GT/2001/U1103
Lineage: Eukaryota; Euglenozoa; Kinetoplastea; Trypanosomatida; Trypanosomatidae
Exons: 1
Coding region: 1-453 (150 amino acids)
Source: RefSeq, a predicted model, not a curated record